AUGUGGAGAAACACCUUUAGCGAUACGAAUCCCGGAAACGAAUGUCACAAUUAUGAACAAGGAAAUAAUGGAAACUCCCCUAGUAACGGCAAUUCUCUUCGAAAUGAAUGUCUUUUGGAUAGCCCGAACCCCCCCACGAAUCUCGAUCAGCAAGAUGUCCCCGAUCAGCAAACAAUCCGGUUGUUGCAAGUAAUAGCCAAUGCAUUGGCACAGCCUCGACGAUCCCAUGACGAAUUAAACGAACGAAACGUAGUAAAAAUCCCGACGUUUAGUGGAGGAAAUCAGGAUCCCGUUGAAUGGGUGGAUGCAGUAACACGAGCAUUCGAAGCGAAUAACAUCAUAGGAAUAAGGCGACUUGCAGUAGUAGGAGCACAUCUCUCUGGCCUUGCUGCGCUGUGGUGGGAGAACCAAACGUAUGGAAACAAUGGAAUACGAUAUUGGGAAAAUGAAGAAACUCCAUGUCAAAGCUUCGUGCACCAGUUUAGGCAAGCCUUCUGUACCCCGGCUCUGAUCAACCAAUGGAAUAAUGAGUUGCUAUCCCGACGACAACGUGUAGGAGAAUCGGUGGAUCAAUACGCCGCGGAUAUGUUGAUGAUGUUUAACCGAGUAUGCCGAGUUGGAAACCAAUACCCUGAGAUAACGAAAGCCCAAAUGUUUGUACAAGGAUUGUGCCCCGAUUUGUCAUUAGCAGUAGGACCGUUCAUGCCGAACAACCUCCAAGAAGCAAUCGAGAAGGCUCGAACAUGUGAAAUGACUUUUGCUCGAGGGUUAGCAGCAUAUGGAUCACCCGCUUUGUAUAAUCCCUUGAUGUACCCGAUGACCCAAGCAGUAGUGCCCCCAUACCAAGCUUGCUCCACGGCCCAACGCAUAGUACCACCAUCCCAGCCAAUGUACAACACCGCCCAGCCUACGACGCCCACCCAAACCCAAGCUUCGGCGAACUCUGUAGAUCAAAUAAUGGCUAUGUUACAGGAGGCCGAUGGAAGAGGUCCCCAGGGCGCAAGCAAUGUUAGUUCAAUUACAGGAUCCCAUGGAGCAUUUAAACGAGGAAGCGCACCUUUAGAGGGUGAGAGUGCGCAACCGUCUUUAAACCCCUCGGUAAGUAUAAUAAAGGAGGCUUAUAUGGCAAAAAGGAGGCGUGGUAAUGACGACGAACCUGUUGAAGAAGAAACCCCACCCGUGACUAAUCAUAAUAAAGAGGACAAUCAAGGAAGCACCCAAGUGAAUAACCAGGCAAACAAACAAGGGGACGGUAAAAAGGCCGUAAAGAGGAAAGUAACAAAACCUGUUGAACCCCCAGUGACGGCAAAAAUACAACCGUACUCGAUAAUGGCGGAUUUGCAAAAUAAGAAGGCCGAUAUCACCUAUGCGCAACUAUUUCAGGCGGCUCCAAAUGUGCGGAAAGAGGCGUUGAAGAUUCUACGCCCGGGAAGGGUGACCAAGGGAAAGCUCGCAGAAUUCUGCCUUAACCGUAGUGACGAAGCAUACACAACGUCGAUGUAUUGUGAUGCCCGAGUGAAUGGUCGACCGAUCAUUCUGAUCUUGGAUAGUGGAUCGUCCGGCUGUGUCGUUUCUGCGGGAUUUCUCAAGGACUCUGGAAUAACGAUCGACCGACCUUCUACAGUAAUGAUGGUGGGAGUACACGGUGAGCAAAAAAGGCCGCUAGGAGAAAUUGACGAAUUCCCCGUGACCGUCGGUGGCAAAACCAUAACGUCUCGUGCUGUUGUAACCGACGCUGGAAAUUAUGCGGUAAUCGUAGGAAACGAUUGGAUGAAAAAGGCGAGAGCCCGAUUGGAUUGGGAAUCGUGUGAGUUGAUGAUAAGGGAUGGGGAUAAAAAAAUAAAGGUGCCGACUGAGUAUUGUAAACCGGCAAACAUUGGAGAUCGAAUUCCUCGGAAGGAUGGAAAAGGGAAAGCAAAAGCGGAUGAGGAGGAUGAAAGUACCGACGAUGACGACGAUAGUAGUGACAACGACGAAUUAACGUCAAGUGACGAAGAGGAAUAUGAGGAAGAAGAAGGCUUAAUAAGCCAAACUUAUUUGUAUUUUAAGUUCUACCCUGUACAAAAAGAGGCCGACGUUGUAUGUAGGAUAUGUUUAAGGAAAGGAAGUAUAGAACACGACGAAAGAGAAAAUUUGAUAACGGAAGAUAGGUUCGAUAGUGAUGAAAGUUCGAAAAGAUGUUUUGGAAAUAUGGUUCCACGAAUUGAAGACAACAUAGAAAAAGGCAUUGAGAGUAAGGAACAAGGUAGCAUCGUUGAGGAGUGCAAACAGAAUGAAAAUGGAGAAAAAAAUAAAAGUAACAAAAUGAAUAAGGAAGUUAGUACAGGGAGUGACGAACCGUCACAAGCAAGCAAAAAAGGAGAAGAAAACUUACCAUUGUCUAGUAACCAACCAGCUAUAAAGAUCGAACACACAGAUGAAAGGCCUAACGAUGAGAUCAUUAAAGAUAAACAUAAACCAUCUGAUAGAAAUGGAUUAUAUACAAAUCGGUUUAACAAUGGCAAUGCAGAGGAACAAUGUAAUCACGGAUGGUGCUACCAAAAUGGUAAAAACUCGAAUAGGGAUGGCAAAAAGGUGCUCGAACGGUGUUGGAAGGCUAGAGAAGGUCGAGAUUGUGAUGACAAAAUAGUAACCCGGAUGACUAACCCGAUUAAAAGAAACUAUUUUAUGGAUGGAGUAGAAUGUAUUCCUAUCACUUGGGCCGUGAAGAAAUUUGACCAAUAUUUACGUAGGCCUCGACUCACCAAGGUAAUCAACUAUUGUGUUCUGACGUUGUUGAAUUCUUCACGAUGUGUGUUUGAUCCGGGAGGAGAGUCUAAAUGA
Molecule: messenger RNA, 2823 nt
Organism: Ambispora leptoticha
Lineage: Eukaryota; Fungi; Glomeromycota; Glomeromycetes; Archaeosporales; Ambisporaceae
Source: the annotation of a GenBank genome assembly